Messenger RNA from Nymphaea colorata (pocket water lily), 1047 nucleotides. RefSeq names its product trihelix transcription factor ENAP1-like. The transcript has a single exon. Bases 155 to 907 code for a protein of 250 amino acids. The record is from RefSeq and is a predicted model, not a curated record. Gene Ontology annotation, cellular component: nucleus. NCBI's taxonomy places the organism in Eukaryota, Viridiplantae, Streptophyta, Magnoliopsida, Nymphaeales, Nymphaeaceae. Gene Ontology annotation, molecular function: transcription cis-regulatory region binding.
AUUUCUGAGUUGUGGUCGAUGAUUGCGCGGCUUGACUGAUUGCCCACCAUUGCUGCUGGCCAUUUACACGCUAGUGGUUCCUCCCCUUUUGGCCUCUCCUCCCUCGUCCCCUUUUCCGUGAUUCAUCCCCAUUUCACCGCAGAGAACCAACAAAAUGCAGGAAGGCGAAGGAACUGCCGCCAUGUUCAUUCCCAGCUUGGUUGGUUCAAUGGAGAGGGAUCGUCCCAAGAGAGACGAAUGGAGCGAGGGAGCCGUGGCGAACCUGCUGGAUGCCUACGAGGCCAAGUGGGUCAUGCGGAACCGUGCGAAGCUCAAGGCCGAGGACUGGGAGGACGUUGCCCGCCGGGUAUCGUCUCGGGCCAACUCCACGAAGCCGCCGAAAACGCUGACGCAGUGCAAGAACAAGAUUGAAUCCAUGAAGAAGCGCUACCGCUACGAAUGCAACAAUGCCAACGUCUCCUGGCCCCUGUUUCACCGCCUCGACUCGCUUCUCUGCUGUCGGUCGCCGCCGGCGAGGCCGCGGCCGCCGCUCUUGCUGCUCGAGCCCGGUCCUAGCGCCGAGAAGGACCCGCCGGUGGCAGAUGGUGAACAGGGAGCGAGGAGAAGGAAGGCGAAGGGGAAGAGCAGUUGGGCGCUGGCGAGGAGCAUCCGGUGCCUGGCGGACGCGAUGAUGAGGACCGAGACGGUGAAGAUGGAGGCGAUGAGGGAGGUGGAGCGCGCGCGGGCGGAGGCAGAGGCCCGGAACAGGGAGCUGGAGAUCAGGCGGGUAGAGAUCAUAGCGAAGACGCAGGUGAAGAUUGCGAGGAUUCUCGGCGGAAGGAAGCGGAAGGAGACUAACAGACUUGAUCCCGACGGGGCUGCUGCCAUCUCCGUCGCUGCGACGGCCCUUCACUGUUUGCUUCAUUAAUGGGUAAUGACAGAGCAUAAUGUAUGAUCUUAGUUGCUUUCUCUCCUGUAAAUCUAUGUUUUCAUGAAGUUGGUAAUGUCUGAGAAGGCGCAAUUACAGUCAUCAAGGACUGAGAAUUGAUUAGAAAUGGUGAUCUUUAC